This is a messenger RNA of Myotis daubentonii (Daubenton's bat), 1689 nucleotides long. RefSeq names its product melanoma-associated antigen 4-like. Bases 1 to 1689 code for a protein of 562 amino acids. The transcript is spliced from 2 exons. The record is from RefSeq and is a predicted model, not a curated record. Lineage: Eukaryota; Metazoa; Chordata; Mammalia; Chiroptera; Vespertilionidae.
AUGCAGGAGGAGGGGGUGGAGGAGGAGGAAGAUGCCAUGUCUCUCUCCUCCUCCCCCUCAGUCCUGUUUAUAGACAACCUAGAGGAGGUGCCUGCUGCUGAGACACCAAGUCCUCCCGAGAGUCCUCAGCGUGCCUGCCCCUCCCCUCCUGCCAUGGAAGCCUUUCCAUACAGCCAAUCUGAAGAUGAGAGCUCCAGCAUCCAAAAUGAAGAGGGUCCAAACACUGAGGGAGGCCCUGAAGAUGAUGCCGAUUUCUUGCUCCACAAAUCACUGCGUUCGAAGAUGAUGGAAAUGGUGGAGUUCCUGCUCCUGAAGUAUCGUACAAAGGAGCCAACCACAAAGGCAGAAAUACUGAGUAGUGUCAUCAAAGAGCACCAGGACCACUUUCCUGAGCUCUUCAGUGCGGCCGUUGAGUGCAUUGAGUUGGUUUUUGGUGUUGUUGUGAGGGAAGUAGACCCCAGUACCCACACCUAUGUCCUGGUCACUGCCUUGGGGCUAACCUAUGAUGGGAUGGUGAGCGAUGAGCACAGAUUUCCCAACACAAGCCUCCUGGUGACACUUCUGUGUGUGAUCGCCUCAGGGGGUGAUUGUGCCACUGAGGAGAAAAUCUGGGCUGUACUGAAUGAUUUAGGGGUGCAUGAUGGGAAGGUACAUUGGCUCUAUGGGGAGCCCAGGGAGCUCAUCACCAAAGUUUGGGUGCAGGAACAGUACCUGGUGUACCGCCAGGUGCCCAAUAGUGAUCCUGCACGCUAUGAGUUCCUGUGGGGCCCCAGGGCCCACGCUGAGACCACCACGGUGGAAGCCCUCAAGUUUAUGCACACGAUCCCUGACUUGGUGGUGGGGGAGCUGUUCUGGGCUAUGCAGGAGGAGGGGGUGGAGGAGGAGGAAGAUGCCAUGUCUCUCUCCUCCUCCCCCUCAGUCCUGUUUAUAGACAACCUAGAGGAGGUGCCUGCUGCUGAGACACCAAGUCCUCCCGAGAGUCCUCAGCGUGCCUGCCCCUCCCCUCCUGCCAUGGAAGCCUUUCCAUACAGCCAAUCUGAAGAUGAGAGCUCCAGCAUCCAAAAUGAAGAGGGUCCAAACACUGAGGGAGGCCCUGAAGAUGAUGCCGAUUUCUUGCUCCACAAAUCACUGCGUUCGAAGAUGAUGGAAAUGGUGGAGUUCCUGCUCCUGAAGUAUCGUGCAAAGGAGCCAACCACAAAGGCAGAAAUACUGAGUAGUGUCAUCAAAGAGCACCAGGACCACUUUCCUGAGCUCUUCAGUGCGGCCGUUGAGUGCAUUGAGUUGGUUUUUGGUGUUGUUGUGAGGGAAGUAGACCCCAGUACCCACACCUAUGUCCUGGUCACUGCCUUGGGGCUAACCUAUGAUGGGAUGGUGAGCGAUGAGCACAGAUUUCCCAACACAAGCCUCCUGGUGACACUUCUGUGUGUGAUCGCCUCAGGGGGUGAUUGUGCCACUGAGGAGAAAAUCUGGGCUGUACUGAAUGAUUUAGGGGUGCAUGAUGGGAAGGUACAUUGGCUCUAUGGGGAGCCCAGGGAGCUCAUCACCAAAGUUUGGGUGCAGGAACAGUACCUGGUGUACCGCCAGGUGCCCAAUAGUGAUCCUGCACGCUAUGAGUUCCUGUGGGGCCCCAGGGCCCACGCUGAGACCACCACGGUGGAAGCCCUCAAGUUUAUGCACACGGUUAAAUAG